Messenger RNA from Zingiber officinale, 750 nucleotides. Its product is annotated as E3 ubiquitin-protein ligase At4g11680-like. NCBI's taxonomy places the organism in Eukaryota, Viridiplantae, Streptophyta, Magnoliopsida, Zingiberales, Zingiberaceae. The transcript has a single exon. The coding region runs from base 210 to 734 and encodes 174 amino acids. The record is from RefSeq and is a predicted model, not a curated record.
CACGGUUACGCGUCGGCUUCUGUUUCUGUUUCUGUUUCUGCUUAAACGGGAGCCACGUGAAUUCUGAAGAUAUCAUUCUUCCUACUCUCUCACCCUUCUCCCCUCUCCCUUCUCGAUUUGGAUCUACAUGGGUGGAAGCAACCAGAUCUGUCAGUCAUAGGGAAAGAUUUCCAGCUUUCCUAUCUGAUUUCUUGUCUUCGAUCGUUGGGAUGGCUACAACGAGCCCUCCGAUCUCUGGUGCUGUCUCCGGCGUCGACCCCACCCCGUUCCUCGGCAUCCGCAACGGCGGACGCCGCUCCGGACGUGGCCGGGGCCUCCUCCGCGCCGCUAGGUUCCUCCGUCGGGCUAGCAGCCGGCAUAUGAUGAGGGAACCGUCGAUGAUGGUGCGGGAGACGGCGGCGGCGCAUCUGGAGGAGCGGCAGAGCGACUGGGCCUACUCCAAGCCUGUGGUGUUCCUCGAUAUCCUGUGGAACCUGGCCUUUGUGGGCGUCGGCGUCGGGGUGUUGAUCAUGAGCAAGGAUGAGACGCCGUCGAUGCCUCUUCGGUUGUGGAUCGUUGGGUAUGCGCUACAGUGUGUGCUGCAUAUGGUUUGUGUGUGUGUUGAGUACAGGCGUAGGCAGAUGCCCGAGGGGUCUCAUCUGGACGAGGAAGAAGGCGGGAGCGGAAGGAGCUCCAACUCAAUAGGAGAGGCUGCAGAUGAUGAGCAGGGUGAGCAGGAAGGUAGUACUAGGUAAGGGCUUACUCUCCAUU